Molecule: messenger RNA, 603 nt
Organism: Sphenostylis stenocarpa
Lineage: Eukaryota; Viridiplantae; Streptophyta; Magnoliopsida; Fabales; Fabaceae
Source: the annotation of a GenBank genome assembly
AUGCCUGUUGGAAUUGUGAUGCCAAGUGUCCAUCUGCAUUAUCCAAGACUCAGCAGCAAUGGCUACGAUUCGUUGGAUCCUUUUGGCAACAUCAUCAUCACAUGGGAUUUUUUGUCCGACAACGGGGAUUCAGUCGAUGUGAGGGUUUCAAUGUACAACUUCCAACUAUUUCGUCAUGUGGAGGAGCCUGGUUGGAAUUUGGGUUGGGCAUGGAAAGGUGAUGAGGUGAUUUGGGCAAUGUUGGGAGCAGAGGCAAAGGAGCAAGGUAACUGCACAAGAUUUAAAGGACAACAGAAACCACAUUGUUGUGAGAGGCAGCCAGUUAUCAUUGAUCUCAUGCCUGGAACCCCCUACAACAUGCAGACUGCAAAUUGCUGUAAAGGUGGGGUCCUAACAUCCGUAAAACAAGAUGAUACCAAACGUGGUGCCACCUUCCAGUUCAAUUAUAUCAAACCAUCACACUCUGAUUCAGGUGACAAUUUUAACAUGCCCGAAAAUUUCACCCUUGGAAUUCCUGGCUAUAGCUGUGGGACACCAUUUCAGGUCCAACCAACCAAGUUUACCAAAGAUGGACACAGAUGGCAACAAGUCUUGGGUGAGUAG